This is a messenger RNA of Sphaerulina musiva SO2202, 12207 nucleotides long. Its product is annotated as hybrid PKS-NRPS. The record is from RefSeq and is a predicted model, not a curated record. Gene Ontology annotation, molecular function: fatty acid synthase activity; 3-oxoacyl-[acyl-carrier-protein] synthase activity; phosphopantetheine binding. The transcript is spliced from 2 exons. Gene Ontology annotation, biological process: fatty acid biosynthetic process; secondary metabolite biosynthetic process. Bases 1 to 12207 code for a protein of 4068 amino acids. NCBI's taxonomy places the organism in Eukaryota, Fungi, Ascomycota, Dothideomycetes, Mycosphaerellales, Mycosphaerellaceae.
AUGUCCAUGGAGGUUGAGGUUACAGAGACUGUGCGCAUCCGCCCUAUAGCCAUAGUCGGAACAGCUUGUCGAUUCCCAGGUGGUGCCUCCUCCCCUUCCAAGCUAUGGGAGCUGCUGUCCCAACCAUUCGACGUGUUGACCAACCCGCCCCCUGAGAGGCUCAAUCUCUCCCGAUUUUACCACGAAAAUGGAGAACAUCAUGGAAGUACCGACGUCCAAGGGCGUGCAUAUUUCCUGUCUGAAGACAUUCGGCUCUUUGACGCUGCCUUCUUCAGAAUCAACCCCAAGGAGGCCGAGGGCAUGGAUCCUCAACAGCGGAUCCUGCUUGAAACAGUCUACGAAGCUUUGGAGGCGGCCGGCUACCCUCUGGAGGCUGUCAGUGGCACGAGAACAUCAGUCCACGUGGGAGUAAUGAACGCCGACUAUACCGAUAUCCAGUCCCGCGAUCCCGAAACAAUGGCAUCGCAUCACGCUACUGGCACGACACGAAGCAUGCUCUCCAAUCGAAUAUCGUACUUCUUCAACUUCAAAGGGCCUUCCGUCACAGUGGAUACCGCCUGUUCUAGCUCUCUUGUUGCCCUGCACCAGGCAGUCCAGGGUCUGCGCUCUGGUGAUGCCACUGUUGCAGUAGCUGCAGGGGCAAAUCUCAUUUUGGAUCCAGCAAUGUUUAUUGCUGAGUCCAGCUUACACAUGCUCUCCCCCGAUUCUCAGUCCAGAAUGUGGGACAAGUCUGCGAAUGGGUAUGCUCGAGGAGAAGGCUUCGCAGCAGUGAUUCUGAAGCCCCUCGAUCGGGCUAUUGCAGACGGUGACCCUAUCGAGGGCGUUCUGCGCGAGAUCUGUGUCAACUCCGAUGGUCGCUCGGAGAAAGGCAUCACGAAUCCCAACUCUCUCGCACAAACGGCACUGAUUCGAGAGACGUAUCGCAGAGCUGGGUUGGACAUCACUGAGGACAGAUGCCAAUAUUUUGAAUGCCACGGUACUGGUACCCUAGCAGGAGAUCCUGUAGAGGCACGAGCAAUUCGAGAUGCCUUUUUUCCUAUAUCACAAGAACCUCGAGAGUCUCCGCGUAUACCUAUGUACGUGGGAUCCAUCAAAACAGUGAUUGGCCAUCUCGAGGGUUGUGCAGGAUUGGCGGCCGUUCUCAAGGCAUUGGGUGCCAUCAAACACCGGACCAUCCCCCCAAACCUCCACUUCCACGAGCUCAAUCCCGAUCUAUUACCCUUCUGUCAGAAUUUGGAGGUCGUCACCGAGGCUCUACCUUGGCCAGAACCAAUCAAGCCUACAUCACCCCUACGUGUAAGCGUCAACAGCUUUGGAUUUGGUGGGACGAAUGCACACGCGAUCAUCGAAGAAUAUCAUCCUACUGAAGAAGACACUCGCUCGAGGAUGCCGCACAAUGAGCAAGCGGUCUUCAUUGGACCUCUGGUUGUCUCGGCUCAGUCGGAGAAAUCCCUCGUAUCAUCAGUUGCGACUCUGGUCGAGCACAUACGCAGUCACCCAGACAUGGAUCUGGAAGAAGUUGCCUGGACUUUGCAGUCACGGCGCUCUGUGCUGGAGCACAAAGCAUUCUUCUCCGGCUCCACCAGAGAUCGACUACUGCAUUUUAUGGACCGAUUUGUAGCCGAGUCCGGCGGGAGCAGUGUGAUCGUACCGCAGAAAAGACCAAACACCGAGGAGCCGGGCAUUCUGGGCGUUUUCACGGGCCAGGGCGCGCAAUGGGCAUCUAUGGGGAGAGGUCUUGCCCUGAGAUCAAGUGCUUUUCGCCAAUGUAUCAAACAAUGCGAGGAGACAUUGAAUGCUCUACAGGAUCCACCGGCUUGGUCUUUGUACGAGGAGAUGAUGGCAGAAGAGUCAGCAUCCAGAGUCGCCGAGGCUGCAAUUUCUCAGCCUCUGUGCACAGCCAUACAGAUCGGGCUCGUGGAGCUGCUCUGGAAAGCGAAUAUCGCACUGAAUGCCGUGGUCGGACACUCCUCUGGCGAGAUUGCAGCUGCCUAUGCUGCAGGUGUAAUCAAUCAAUCUGCUGCUAUGCAAAUCGCUUACUAUCGCGGGUUCCAUGCGAAACUGGCUGCUGGAGCGCAAGGACAGUCUGGCAAGAUGAUGGCUGUGGGCAUGUCAUAUGGAGAGGCAUUGGACUUUUGCUCCAGCUCUCCUUUCCACGGCCGUAUUGCAGUUGCGGCAAGUAAUUCACCUUCGAGCGUCACGCUGUCUGGAGACAAGGAUGCCAUUGAAGAAGCCAAGUCCCGUCUUGACGACGAGAAAAUCUUUGCACGAGUUUUGCACACUGACACAGCGUAUCAUUCGCAUCACAUGGCACCGUGCAGUAUGCCCUACCUUGCGUCCUUGGUGGCGUGCAACAUUGAGGUUUCGGAGCCAAGAUCGGAUUGCACUUGGAUCUCGAGUGUGUACGGCGAAGUAUACGCCAGCGAGUUUUCCCGUCUGAAGGAUCAAUAUUGGGUGGACAAUAUGCAGAACCCAGUCAUGUUCUCACAAGCUAUCGAGACCUCGAUUUGGAACGGGGGCCCCUUUGACCUUUGUCUCGAAAUCGGCCCUCAUCCUACCCUGAAGGGACCCGCUGAGCAAACGUUCAAGGCUGCUCUGGGUGUUGCGCCAGCCUAUGCGGGUGUAAUGCGGCGCGGUGACGAUGAAGUCGAGGCUCUAUCAGGCGCCCUGGGAUUCUUGUGGUCGCAGCUUGGGCCAGAGCACGUGAGUUUCGACGACUAUCGCGCUGCGUUCGAUCUCUUCACUCCGUUGUCUGUGCCGAGCCUGCCGAGUUACUCCUGGGACCACCAGCAACCAUUUUGGAGGGAAUCUCGCAUCUCGCGGCGUUAUCGGCUCGGACAAGAUUCAUUUCACGAGCUUCUGGGGCGUCGAGCACCAGAUGACUCGGACGACAGCCCGCGAUGGAGGAAUAUUCUCCGAAAUGGAGAGAUCGCGUGGUUGAAGCAACAUGUCUUCCAAGGCCAAAUUCUUUUUCCUGGAGCUGGAUUUGUCGUCAUGGCCCUCGAAGCUGCCCGACAGCUGGCAGGUGACCGCACCGUUGCGCUCUUCGUUUUGGAGGACAUUGUUCUAUCACGAGCCAUUGUGAUCCCUCCGGGAUCAAUGGGUGUAGAAGUCAUUUUCAGCUGCGAUAUGACGGAGCAAUCCAGCAGCAAAGAGAUUCUGGCGGCCAAUUUUGCGAUUUCAUUUUGCUCCGAAGAGACCUCCCACCUCGGAUUGACAAGAGCAUGUCACGGUCGGAUGAGGGUCCAUUUGGGACAGCCAUCGUGCAACGUGCUUCCUGCGAGGUCGGCUCAAGCGUCCAGUAUGGUGCACGUGGACACUGGCAGGUUCUAUACCUCCAUGGCGAAGGUCGGCUUGGACUACCGCGGACUGUUCAGUGGAAUGCGGAGUGCCACCAGAGCGCUUGAUAUUGCAACUAUCUCUGCCUCGUGGAAUCAGUCACACGUAGGUCGGGAGUACAUGAUCCAUCCUGGCGUCCUCGACGUCGCUUUCCAAGCGUUAUAUGUGGCAUUCUCCUCUCCUGCGAGUGGUCAUAUCUGGGCCCCUUAUUUACCAGUCCACAUAUCAAAGUUUUCGUUGUCCCCAGCAGCGUUGCGAGCUUCCCCAGACACGGUAGAUCUUGACAUGGAUGCUUUUGUGGAGACGGCGACGUCCACUCUCCUGGCGGGUGAUAUCAGCGUGUACCAGACCGGUGGACAAGAUGCCCUCGUGCAGGUUGAGGGGAUUGCUAUGCAAGCCGUGUCGGAGCCUGCACCAGAGAAUGACAAAGUCAUGUUCUCUAGCACCGUAUGGACCCAAGACAUCACCUCGGGACCAUCUGAACUAGCUCAAGAGCCAGACGAUGAUGCUCUUGUUCAAGCUCUGGACCGAGUCUCUCUCUACUACUGGCAUAAGCUAAUUCGGGAACUAAGUGAAGACGAUAUCUUGCGCUGCAAUUGGUAUCAUAGACAUAUGCUCAAGGUUGCGAAUAAGGCGGUCCAAGCCACCAGGAAUCAACAACAUCCCAUCACCAAGAGCGAAUGGCUUCUGGACUCGGAAGAGACAAUUACAGAAGUUAUCGAGCGUUACCAAAACCGAGCAGACAUGAGACUGAUCUGCGCUGUCGGUGAGAAUCUCGAAGAUGUGUUGACGAAAGACAAGCACGUCUUGGAGGUAAUGCUCCAGGAUGACCUGUUGAACCGUUUCUACCUGGAAGGCUAUGGCUUCGCAACCAUCAACAGAGCUCUUUCUGGUACAGUUCAGCAGAUCGUGACCAAGUUCCCUCAUGCCAAAAUACUGGAGAUUGGCGCAGGCACCGGAGGCACCACUCGCAGCAUCUUGGACGCCAUCGGGCAGAAAUACAGCACGUACACCUAUACAGAUAUCUCGCCCGGCUUCUUCUCCAAGGCAGCUGAAACCUUUUCUGACUCCAGCGAUAAAAUGGAAUUCAAGGUUCUCGAUAUCGAGAACGACGUUGCCGGACAGGGCUUUGAACGUGGAGAAUAUGAUAUUGUCAUCGCUGCAAAUGUCCUGCAUGCAACGCGAUGUCUCCAGGAGACCAUGUGUAAUGUACGCUCGCUCCUCAAACCCGGUGGCUAUCUCGUCAUGAUGGAAAUCACUGGACUGGAAGUCCUCAGGACACAAUUCAUUAUGGGUGCUCUACCUGGCUGGUGGUAUGGUGCUGCAGAGGGCCGCGAUACGUCGCCAGCCAUCUCAGAGCUCGCAUGGCACGAGCUGUUACGCGAUGCGAAUUUCUCUGGCGUAGACCAUAUUCUGCACGAUAUGCAGGAUACACCACGGCAUUCGUUCUCUCUCAUCCUCUCCCAGGCCACCGAUGCGACUAUUGAUAUGAUCCGGGAGCCACUACUCGGAUUGCAGAGAGUGGAAAUACCACCAAAUCUUGUGGUCGUUGGAGGAAAGAAUCUGGCUGGAGUACGCAUUGUGGGCGAGAUUCAAAAGAUCUUGUCUCCUUGGAAGAGCUGUAUUACUAUUCUCAAAGACGUGGAUGAAUUUGUUCAAUCUCCACCACCGCUGCAAAGCUGCGUGCUUGUGCUGCAAGAGCUGGAGAAGCCAUUGUUUGACAGUAACAUCACAGAGACUCGGCUUCAGGCGCUUCAGACACUGUUUGGUACCGCUAAAAUGAUUCUUUGGACGACGAGCGGGAGGUUCUCAGCCUCUCCUGCGUCCAAUAUGGUUGUUGGCAUGGGAAGAUCUCUUGCCACUGAGAUUCCCGAUCUCGUCCUGCAAUACCUGGACCUUGACAGUAAUCAUCGCACGCCCGCUGGAGAUGCAAGAAACAUUGUCAAUGCUUUCUUUCGCCUCUAUUUCACCACAUUCUCUCAUCACUCAACCGACAGUGAUCGACUGUGGACAGUGGAACCUGAAAUUCGAAUGAUCGGCGACGAAGUCUGGUUGUCUCGCGUGCAGCCCCAUAGGAAUCUCAAUGAUGUGUAUAAUGCUGAGAGACGUUGUAUUACACACCAAGUUGCGCCGCGCAGGGACUGCGUUGAACUCAUAUCGGGCGCAGGUGGACUCGAAUUACAAUUGAUGCCUCCUGGCUUGCCAGAGACACAGUCAACCGACACGGUCCGAGUGCAAGUCGAAUAUACUGUGCUUCUCGUUGCAUCGGCUACGCAGUCUGUCUAUCUGGUAUACGGUGUCAUGGCCGAAUCCGAACAAAUGGUUUUGGCGCUCAGCCAGCAUAACGCUUCCCUGUUGCAUAUCUCCAAGCACAAGCUUGUCACUCUUGACCAAGACGCAGCCAUGGUAGCCACCACGCAACUUUUUGCUAUCGGGAUCCAAUUCAUGAGUCUCGUGCUGCAAGACUGGGUGCCAUCAAAUGGCAGCAUCAUGUUUCACGAGAUCCCUCAGGCCCUUGCCGUAGCCAUGGCUUCUAAUAGCGAAAAGGCAAUGCAUGGCUGGGUCUUUACCACUUGCGAUGAUCAGCGUCCUGUCGACCUUUACACUCGAUUACAUCCGGCUUCGACGCGCCGUCAACUGAAGAAAUCACUCCCUGCUAACACGACCGGCAUGAUAAGCUUCUCAGACAGACCAGAUCUCAAUAUCGUCUCUCUCAUGUCCCCGAACUGCGAGCACCUGACAGUGGACGGAUUUGCGGCAUUAUUGAACAGCGAAAAUCACAUCAGACAUCUCCAGACAGCUGUCAAGUCGGCUCCAGCAUCUUCAGGAGCCCGCGAUUCAGGAGACUUACAUAUCAUACGAGCGGAUGAUAUUGGAGCUGCUUCCAUGAAAGCGAUGUCCCUCUGCACAAUCACAGAUUGGACUGAUGCGAGAUCUCUGAGUGUCCGUAUGUCUGGAUUGUGCACGGCGAACAUGUUUUCUUCUUCCUAUACCUAUCUAUUGGUCGGAAUGACUGGAGAGAUUGGACUGUCACUGAGCCGAUUCAUGGUCACCAACGGAGCGCGGCACAUAGUCCUAGCGAGCCGAAAUCCAAACGUGAGUCCUGCAUGGCUUGACAAUAUGCGUCAAGAAGCAGGUGUCAACGUUCAGGUCGUCCAGAUGGACGUGGCCAGCAAAGGCUCGGUAGAAUGUGCACUUGACAAAGUCCGCAGCUCGAUGCCCCGAAUUGCUGGCGUGUGUAAUGGCAGCAUGGUUCUGUCUGAUAAAUUAUUCCUGGAUAUGGAUGUGCAGAGCCUGGAGACCUGCUUACGUCCCAAAGUGGACGGCUCUCGCAUCCUCGAUGAAGCACUCGGGAGAGAGGAGCCUCUUCAAUUCUUCAUUCUCUUGUCUUCACUCGCGAGUAUCAUUGGAAACGGCGGGCAGUCCAAUUACCAUGCCGCGAAUAUGUUCAUGUCCAGUUUUGCAGCCGGACGUCGUGAAAAGGGGCUGGCGGCCUCGACGUUGCACAUCGGUCUGGUCACGGAUAUCGGAUAUGUUGCUCGAGCCGGAGUCAUGAUGGAGGAGCGCCUCCGCAAAUUAUUCUUUAUGCCGUUAUCGGAAUCCGAUUUGCAUCAUGCAUUCGCUCAAGCCGUUCGGGCUGGAGAGCCAGAUUCCGGCCAAGAAGCAGAUAUCAUCAUCGGGCUGGAAUCCUUCACCAAAUCGGAAACUGCAACUGUACGACCUCCAUGGGAGCGCAAUCCUCAAUUUUCGCAUUUUGUCCAUUUCGAUACUACCCCCAAACAGCAUUCCUUGGUCGAUUUUGGGCAGGUCAACACGAAGCAGAGACUAGAUGCAGCUGACACGGACGCGACGAGGUUAUCCAUUAUCGAGGAGUGCUUCUCCCGAAAACUGGAGAUGAUGAUGCAGCUUCGGCCUUGCAGCGUCAAUGUCAAUGUGCCACUCAUCGAUCUGGGCUGCGAUUCACUACUAGCUAUUGAGAUCCGAGGCUGGUUCUUGAAGGAGCUUCAGGUCGACUUGCCGGUGUUGAAAGUGCUUUCAGGGGAUACCAUUUCCGAGUUGUGCAGCGAAGCAACGAAGCGAUAUCUGGCAUCGAAACUCGUCUCCGUGGACAAGCCGGCUUCUUCUGCCGAGGCUAGCUCAGGCGAUAGCAGUCAUGGCGAUGAGGUAGACUCGAGCUCCAGCGGCGAGGGACAAGCACGCGAUGACAGCAAAUGUGGUUCGACACGGGCGACAUCUGAUACAGACAUCUCCCGCCCCUCAAGUCCCCCUGAUACGCCUGCCUCCAAGCCUGAGCCGUUGGCAGAUCCGGCUCCCGACCCCGACCGAGUUCAAUCCUCUGCGCCGCUUUCGAAGCAGUGUCAUGCAUCGCACGCCCAGUCCCGUCUGUGGUUCUUGUCUCAGUAUCUGAGUGAUCGAACCACGUACAAUGUGACGGUCGCCUAUGAAAUCCGCGGGCGAGUGAACCUCGAGCAAUUGCGCCUUGCUCUCAUUCAGGUUUUCAACAGACAUGGCUCGCUGCGAACACGCUUCUUCUCUGACGAGCAUGAUACACUCAUGCAAGGUGUCCUUGCUGCAUUCGCUUGGGAGCCUCAGAUGAUCAUGAGCGGGACUGAUGACAUGGCUCGCGACGAGUUUGAGAGGAUGAAGACCACCGUCUGGGACCUUUCGAAUGGACGCACAUUUGGUGCUACUGUUAUUAGUAUGGAUUCUACUCGCACGAUGCUCAUUUUUGGUUAUCAUCAUAUUGUUCUGGAUGGAGUCAGUUGGCAUAUUUUCCUUCGAGACCUCGACCAUGCAUAUCAAUCCAAGCGGUUGCCACUCUGUCUGGAUUACUGCGAUUAUUCGGAAGAGAUGCUACGCUCGAGCCGCGUGGGAGCGUAUGACGAAGAUAUUGCUUUUUGGCGGCUGCAGCACAGUCGACUCCCAGACGUUAUGCCUCUGCUGCCGACGGCGUGUGUUGCAGAGCGACAAGCUCUGCACCACUAUGACAGCCACAUUACUAGCUACAGGCUCGACGUCGAUGCGUGUCGAAAGAUCAAGCAAGCAAGUAUGAGGCUCCGAGCCACUUCGUUCCACUUUCACUUGGCUGUCAUCCAGACCAUUCUAGCACGGUCUCUCGACCGCAGUGAUCUAUGCAUCGGAAUUGCAGACGCCAACAGGACAGACGACCGUUAUUCCAACACUGUGGGCUUCUUUCUCAACUUACUACCCGCCAGAUUUGACGUGCAAAAGGACCACUCCUUUGGGGAACUGGUUCGCAAGACAUCAAAGACUGUUUUCGCAGCGCUCUCUCAUUCCAGUGUACCAUUCGAUCUCAUCUUGGAUGCUCUCAAAGUGCCACGGUCGCCGAAGCAUAAUCCCCUCUUUCAGGUCGCUGUCAAUUACCGCAUGGGAGAUGUGAUGCAGCGAGAUCUCGGUGAUUGCAGCCUACUAUUCAGCUCCGCUCAAGAUGCGAGAAAUCCAUAUGACUUCAGCUUUAACAUCACGGAGCAAUCUGAUGGCACAUCCCUGCUCGAGGUGAUGGCGCAAAAGCAGCUCUACUCUAGCACCGCAUCGCAAUCACUCUUGGACACAUACGUUGACCUUCUAGAUCAGGUUUCAUCAGAUUCUAGUAUCCUCGUUAAGGAAUGCUCCAUCGUACGACAGUCAGCUGUAUCGAGAGCGCUGGAGCUAGGGAGAGGACCGCGAAUGCAGUUCGAUUGGCCGGCGACGCUUUCUCUACGAUUCGAUGACAUGGCUGUCCAGCACGCCGAUGACCCUGCUGUGAUUGAUGGUGGAGCUGGUACAAAUAUCAGCUAUGCGGACCUGAAGAUCCGAGUGGACUUGCUCGCCACGGCCAUCCUGGAGUCCGGUGCGCCGCCAGGGACGCGAGUGGCCGUCUUGUGCCGACCAUCGCAGGCGGUCAUCGUGUCGAUGCUCGCAGUGCUCCAAAGCAGAAUGGUGUACGUGCCUCUCGAUCCAAUUCUGCCGCAAGCACGGCAUAGUGUAAUGGUUCAGGAUUGUCAUGCAGGUCUUCUCCUGUUCCACAGUGACACUGCUGAGGAUGCCGACACGCUUUUCGAGAAUUCGACAUUCUUGUACAAUGCUAUUAACGUCGAGACAAUGACCACCAGGACAGUCGCCUCUGUACAUCCACCGCGAGUCUCGGAUCAUGUGUCGGGCUUUCUACUGUACACUAGCGGAUCCACGGGCAAGCCUAAGGGGAUUUUGCUGUCACAGGAGAACUUUCGGAACCAUAUCGCAAUCAAGACACACGAGCUGGAUAUCGGGAGAGAGAUCGUCCUGCAGCAGAGCUCGUUGGGCUUUGACAUGGCUAUCGUUCAGACUUUAUGUGCACUCGCCAACGGCGGGACUGUCGUCGUCGCUCCCGCCCAUAUUCGCGGAGACCCUGUAGAGUUGUCCAAGCUGAUGUUGGCGCACAGUGUCUCAUUCAUCAUUGCUACUCCCUCGGAGUAUCUGAUGAUGCUGCAUUAUGGGCGUGAGUUCUGGGAGCAAUGUGUCUGCUUACGGCAUAUUUGCAUGGGAGGCGAGCCUGUGCAACAAGAGCUUCUACGAGAACUGCAAGCAUUGCCGCAGGCGUCGACGCUACAAGUGACGAACUGUUAUGGGCCCACAGAGAUUACGGCAGCAGCUACUUUCAGUUCAGUUUCUUUGGCAUCAAUUGAAAUGGAUUCGACUCGUGGACAGAGCUUGGUGGGCAAGGUACUCCCCAAUUACUCGGUAUAUAUCAUGGACCAGACCGGAGUUGCACUUCCCACAGGUAUGACGGGUGAAAUAUGCAUCGGUGGCGGUGGUGUCGCUCUCGGAUAUUCGGGAGAAGCAGAAUCUCAUCAAACACAAUUUCUGCCGGAUCCUUAUGCGUCGGAACACGAUCGGGCCCAAGGAUGGACACUCAUGUAUCGCACGGGGGACAAGGGCUGGUUAUCAGAUGAGGGCAAUCUCUAUCUGGUUGGGCGAAUCGAUGGCGACAACCAGGUCAAAUUGCACGGCCAGAGAAUCGAGCUGGAUGAAGUGGCGACUCAGCUCCGGCGACAGGCUGAGGGCAAAUUUGCUGAGAUCAUCGUCUCCGUCCGUGGAGAUCCCGCGUUCUUGGUGGCACAUGUGGUCUUUGCAUCUGGUAUGAGCAUGACGUCCAUGGAUCUGGCUGAGCUGGCUCGAAAUUUGCCUCUUCCUCGAUAUAUGAUUCCGGCUGCCAUCAUACCGGUGAACCACCUCCCGAUGACAGUAAACGGAAAAGUCGAUCGCAAGGCCAUUGAGAGAUUGCCAUUACCGAACGUGGACGAGGGAAAGCUAGAGACUGAGGAAGAAGAAGAAGAAGAAGAAGAAGAAGAAGAAGAAGAAGAAGAAGAAGAAGAAGAAAAAGAAGAAGAAGCGCGGCGUCCAUUGACGCCCCUCGAAGCCAGUUUGAGGCUCAUCUGGCACGAAGCGUUGCCACAAGGCUGCCCAAAUGAUGCCCAUGCGGAUUUCUUCAUGCAUGGCGGCAAUUCGAUUCUCCUUGCGAAAUUGCAAGCACGCAUCAAACAGUCUACCCACAUUCAUGUACCCAUCGUGGAUCUCUAUUCCUCGAGCACUCUCUGCAGCAUGGCGACUCGAAUCGGCGCGGGCAAGCAGGAGGAUCUCUCUCAAUCUCCAGCAAUCGAUUGGGUGUCUGAAACAGCGACUCCACCAGGUCUACUCGCGUUGAAUAACGGACAUGGCAUCGAUCGCAUGCGUAAUGAGGCUGGUCAAGGUAGUCUGCGGGUGCUGUUAACAGGAGCGACGAGCUUCGUCGGAAAAGCGCUCUUGAAGGCAUUAUUGGCACAUCCUCGCGUCACUAUGGUGCAUUGCAUUGCUGUGCCAAAAGAGGAAGAAGAAGAAGAAGAAGAAGAACAAAAGAAGCUCAUCCUUCUUUCAUCCACAAUCAAAAUCUACACCGGAAGCCUGCUUCAACCCAACCUCGGCCUGUCGCAAACCGAAUACACACAUUUGCAAGAAAACAUCAACAUCAUCAUCCACGCGGGUGCAAUGGGUCAUUGCCUCAACAACUACUCUUCCCUCCGCAUACCCAAUCUAGCUUCUACACGUUUCCUCGCCACACUGGCCGUUUCUGCUUCUGCUUCUGCAAAUUCCCACCGCCAAAUCCCCUUCCACUACAUCUCCUCCAACCGAGUCACUCUACUUUCCGGCUCGACCACUUCUCCCCCCGUCUCCCUCGCCGGCCAAUUUCCCCCGACAGCAGCAGCAGCAGAAGGAGGGUUCACAGCUUCCAAAUGGGCCAGUGAACGUCUCUUGGAGAAUUUUUCGCACGAUAUUGGUCUCUCGGUGGUGAUUCAUCGCGCGUGCGCUCCGGUUGGAAAGGAAGCACCGAGUGAAGAUGCUUUGAAUGCAUUGUUGAAGUUUUCGAGAAUGAUGCGUGCGGUUCCGCGGUGGGAGAAUUUUGAAGGGUAUUUUGAUUUUAAGGAUGUGCAUGAUAUUGCGGAGGAUAUUGUUUUUGCGGUGAUGAGGGAUGGGGAGGGAGGGGGAGGAGAAGGAGAAGAAGAAAAAGAAACUGGAAAGAAACAGGAAUCCUCCUACCCACGCCUACUCCCACUCCUCCGAUUCGUCCAUCAUUCCAGUGGUAUUCGAAUCCCCAUCUCAGACCUCCCUGGGCACUUACAGCAACAGGAGGAACAUCUACAACAACAACAACAACAACUACAACAACAACAGCAGCAGCAGAAAAACCAAAACCAAAACCACAUCCUCACCUCUCCUCCAUACGAACAACUUCCCGUCGAAGAAUGGAUUGAACGGGCACUGAAGGCGGGAAUUGAUCCUCGAAUUGCUUCGUAUUUGGAUGCUGUUGUGAGGAGGAGAGAGGUGGUUCGGUUUCCGUUCUUGGGGGCGUGA